This is a messenger RNA of Sycon ciliatum, 3302 nucleotides long. RefSeq names its product protein capicua homolog. The transcript has 3 exons. The coding region runs from base 274 to 2766 and encodes 830 amino acids. The record is from RefSeq and is a predicted model, not a curated record. NCBI's taxonomy places the organism in Eukaryota, Metazoa, Porifera, Calcarea, Leucosolenida, Sycettidae.
CCACACAGUACGUGUAAUACUUGUGCUAAAUUGUAGUAGAAGGAAAGGAGCAGUGUCAAGACAAUCGUCUCUUUCUCUCUUCUGCUGCCUGUCUUUCUCUCGGUCUGCUCUAUUAGUACUGAGUAUUGUCCUGUUAUUUGGUAAAGACAGCUGGUGUUCUUGUAGAAUGUUUUACACGUUUAUUUGCGAGCAUGUUUGAUCACUUUGAAACCAGCAAUCCACAUACCAAACGUCAUUUCAAAAACCUAGGUCGUCAAUACCGCCGGAUCAGUCAUGAGACGGAUCGUCCAACGGCCAGUAUCAUUAGCGUCCACGGCCGAACCACCUCUUCGGAAUCCGUAUUCGAUCGCUCAGAGUUCCGACGCUCAUGGUCACAACUCGGCAGCCCGGGCUCCUGUUGGUCAUGUCCAGCUCACUCAGCCCACCAUCAAUCAAAGGCAAGCAGCUCCGCCUCGCAGUCUUCCUGCUGUCGCUACGCUUCCGCUACAAAGGACCACUGAUGACCAUCAUCGACCGUCAGCUGGGCAAGCGUCGGGAUCUAUGUCGUCUCAUUACAUGGAGCGGUAUUGGGCAACCCGAGGCGGUAAAGAACCAAAAUAUCUGGAGCUGCCGGUCGGACCAAACGGUGAGCUAUCCGCGCGACAACCGCUGGCCGGCUUUCCAUCACCCAACGGCAGCGGCGGUCCGCCUACUCACCAACUGUCCACACAAGCUGCUGCAGUGUCAGCACGUAGAGUACUAAGCACCACCGGACAUGGUCAGCCAACUAAUGUCGUCGUCUCUCCAGCCCAGACCGCCGAAACUCCGGAGGAGGGUAACAUGGAGUCCAGCUCCUUCGCCACAUCAGUCGCUGAAGGGACCGCGGAAGAUGCGCAGGCGUCAUUAGAAGGCGUUUCCGACGUAUCGACGUCAGACCCAGGUGGCGAGCAGAAAAAGGAUGGUCGCAUAAGGCGCCCGAUGAACAAGUUCCUGGCGUUCGCGAAGGAAAAACGAAAGGAGCUGGCCGCUGAUAACCCAAAGAUGCACAACUCAGCGAUCAGCAAGAUUCUCGGGAAAAUGUGGAAACAACUUUCACACGAGGAUCAGGAGAAGUACGCAGUGGUGGCCAAGGAGCUACGGCAUGAGCAUAUGCGGAAACAUCCAGAUUAUAAAUACAAGCCCAAGCGGAAAAACAAGGCCAAAAAGGACAAGCAGGAUGCAGCUGGCCCCUCCGUCUUAGACAUGCUAAAUGGUGUGGACGUCGUCACAGGUGCCCCCUUCCAGCAACAAUAUCAAGUGACUCCGAUGGCGCCGCUAGGGUACGAUCACCACCAACGGCAGGUGCUCGGCAACGUGUUAUCCCAGCCACUGUCGCUGCCUACUCAAAUGCCCUUUGCAGACAAUCUGGGCAUGGAGGGCAUGCAGCCUCGCCAUGGGCUGCACGCGGCCUGGAACCACACAGGAGUCUCGUCGCCACACAACAGCGCAUACGAUGGCGUGUUGGAGCGGCAUCUAAGGACCCCCAGCGCACAGCCGCACAUCAGCUCAGACAAUGCGUACCCGGCCAGACUGCAGCCAGCACCAGUGCGCAAUGGUGGUGCAGCUGAGAGUGUUCCGAACGCAACAAGCCACCAACAGGCAGGAAUGCAGUUCCUGCAAUCCACUUCAGUGCACGCCAACCAAUCUGCACUUGGUGGGCGCAUGCUCUGCCACACAGAAAACGGUGUAAGUGGUGGUUCUCAUGUUUCCAGCAGUCCAGCUCAGCAGUUCCCCUUUCACAUGCCACCAAGCGUUUCAAAUGGUGGUUUGCCAGCAUCUAGCAACCCGUCCAUCACAAGCAAACAGUUCACUGGUUUGGUGCAAUCUGGUGCAACUGCUGGUUUGCAAACAUCUGCGGACUGGCCAGUCCCACAUCAGCAACAGCAGCUCCCGAUACCUUUCCCACCAUCAACUACUUCAACUGGUGCCAUGCCAGCAGCAUCCGCAUUUCCCCCAGCCACUGGUGGCAGGUUUGCCUUCCCAGAGCUGCGUGAUUCAACCGCUGUUCAACAAGAAUCCGCCCGUUUCCCCGUCCCCGCUCAAAGAAAGCAGCAGCUGCCUUUUGGGCUUGGGCUGCUUGUUUCACCGGAGACAAAUGAUUCAAAUGGUGAUUUACAGGCGCCCAGCGGCGGUGGUGAUUCUCCAGCCACUGGCGGUAGGCCGCUUCCUUUCCCAGCGCUGAGUGAUUCAACUGGUGUUUCGCAAGCAUCCAUCCGUACCCCCGCCGACAUGCAAAUACAGCGAUUGCCGCUGCCGCACAGGCUGUGUUUCUCAGAGGCAAAGGAUUUAAAUGGCAUCUUACCGGCGUCCGGCGUUGUUGUUUCUCCAGACUCCGGUCGCCAGCUGCCUACGCCGACGUCCAGUGUGCCAACAAACGGAGGAUUGCCAGCAGCGGCGGGCAACACAGCGUCUAUUCUAGACCAGCAGCCGCUGGAGCAGCAGCUGUCACGUGCGCCGAUAUUGACUGGCUUGCUGUGCGGUCUGAAAGGGCGCGUAGACAGCGUCACCAAUAUGCCCGCGCAUCCCAACAUCAUGGGAAGUUGGACUACGUUGCAGAACGGCGCCGCCACAGCACUGACCAGCCAAACUACCGCUGGUGACACGGACAGUUCGGCAUCGGCCUCCAGAGCCUCGUCAACCAUCCCCUGGCUAGGACCGUCACCUGAAAUGCUAGAAAGCCAACCAGCGCCGUCAGUAAUGCAGUCUCCAACGGCGUAUAAUCCAGCUCUGCUAUACACUAGAAACUAAGUAUGGAAUCAAGUCCUUUUUUUAGACAAAGAGUGGUACAUGUAUUGCGAAAUUCGACGCGCUUAUUAUUUGCACCCGCUGUUGUCUCUGGUCUUGCUGUUCUGUCCAGUCCGGUGUCAAAUAUGGUCUUCUGUGUGUAUGGGUGUGGUGCGUUGUGUGCAGAAUAUGGGAGUGGUGUGUGGGUGUGGUGUGUGUGGUGCAUGCAGGAGUAUGCAUUGUUGAGUGGCGGAAUCUGCUUCCGUCUGUGCGAGAGCGUUUGUUUACUAGUUGUUGCGCAUGCGUGGACUAUGUGGAGCAUGCGCUGUGAGAGUAAGGUUUGGGUGCGAGAGAGUGGUGUGACUCGUCCACGGUGUUGUUGUCUUGGUUCUUGUCACGUGUAUCGUACGUACUGGUCACGCAUUGGUCGUUUCAAUUUGUUCACCCUUUUUCCUGUUUAUAACUGUUAGUCGUUUACGAUUUCGUGGUCUUUUUCCCCCGUUCUCUCGCCAAUCAGUAUUUAUUCUGUUGCAAUAAACCAACGGACUGUAUCCAUGAGU